This is a messenger RNA of Puntigrus tetrazona (Sumatra barb), 399 nucleotides long. Its product is annotated as homologous-pairing protein 2 homolog. Gene Ontology annotation, molecular function: recombinase activator activity; double-stranded DNA binding. Gene Ontology annotation, biological process: homologous chromosome pairing at meiosis; meiotic strand invasion involved in reciprocal meiotic recombination; meiotic joint molecule formation. The transcript is spliced from 6 exons. Gene Ontology annotation, cellular component: condensed nuclear chromosome; DNA recombinase auxiliary factor complex. Lineage: Eukaryota; Metazoa; Chordata; Actinopteri; Cypriniformes; Cyprinidae. Bases 1 to 399 code for a protein of 132 amino acids. The record is from RefSeq and is a predicted model, not a curated record.
AUGUUCUCAGCUCUCCUGAAAAUCGGUGUCGCACAGAUCCUCGCUUACCUGAAUGAGAAAAACAGACCAUAUAGUGCUCAGGAUGUCUUUACGAACCUACAGAAGCAGUGUGGUCUGGGUAAAACGGCUGUGGUCAGAGCAAUGGAGCAGCUGGCCCAGGAGGGAAAGAUUAAAGAGAAAGUCUAUGGAAAGCAGAAGAUCUACUUUGCGGAUCAGUCUCAGUUUGCGGAUGUGAGUGAUGCUGAACUUAAGGAGAUGGAUGCUCGCGUUGCAGAACUCGGUGCUGAAGUACAGAGCAUCUCGCAGAGCUGCAGGCAGCUGGAUACAGAACUGAAGGAGCUCAACGGCUCAUUAACCACAGCAGAGAUGAAGGCACAGAUCCUGGAGCUACAAUUUUGA